CUCGUGUCGAGGCGGCACAAGACACCUGUCGCCUCCACGCAUCGCAGACAAAGCCGAAGGCUCGGAGAAACAGUCUCUCUCCUCUCUCUCUCUCUCCAGCGAGCAGUCACCCCCUCAAUUUUCCAAAAAAAAAAAGGAAAAAAAUUAAAAAGAAAAUUAAGAGUUGUUUGCACAGCUAGCUUUCAAGUUUAGAAGAUGGGGUCUAAUUUCAACUUCAAGAGCUUUGGUGAAGCACCACCAGUGGAAGGCAAUGGUGGGAGGGCAGGAGGAAGUUUUGGAUUGGCGCGGCAGUCUUCGGUGUACUCAUUGACGUUUGAUGAGUUCCAGAACACGAUAGGUGGACUUGGGAAGGAUUAUGGAUCAAUGAACAUGGAUGAACUGUUGAAAAAUAUAGGGACCGCUGAGGAGACUCAAGGCAUGACGGCUACUUCUGGGGUCGGAAGGGAAGUAAAUGCCCCGGGGGGUAAUUUGCAGAGACAAGGUUCGUUAACGUUGCCGCGAACGCUUAGUCAGAAAACGGUUGAUGAGGUUUGGAAAAAUUUGAUUAGAGAGACUACUGAUGAUAAGUAUAAUAAUGUUGCUGCCGGUUCGAAUUUGCCACAGAGACAACAAACUUUGGGAGAGAUGACUUUGGAGGACUUUUUGGUGAAAGCAGGGGUCGUGAGAGAAGAUAUACAGCCACCAGUUGUAAGGCCUAAUAAUGGUGGAUUCUAUGGUGAAUUAUACCGUCCUAAUAACAACGUUGGUUUGGCUUCCGGCUUUCAACAACCGAAUAUAAGCAACGGUAUUUUGGGGAAUCGAGUUGCGGACAACAAAAAUUCAGUUCCAAUUCAAUCUCCUACUUUAGCACUUAAUGUUGGUGGAGUGAGAACUUCUCAGCAACAAACGCUGCAGUUGCCCCCACAACAGCAGCCACUCUUCCCCAAGCCUACAACCGUGGCGUUUGCCCCUUCUAUGCAUUUGGUAAACAAUGCUCAGCUAAGUAUCCCAAGAACUAGGGGACCAAUGGCUGGGGUUGUGGAACCUUCUAUUAACACCGCUUUCUCUCAAGCUGGAGGGUUUCCGGGUGCAGGAAUUGGCGCGGUUGGUUUGGGCACUGGGGGCGGUGCAGUUGCAACAAGAUCUCCUGCAAAUCAGAUAUCACCGGAUGUAAUUGCUAAGAGCAGUGGGGAUACAUCUUCAUUGUCGCCGGUACCUUACAUGUUUAACCGGGGAAGGAAGUGCAGUGGAGCUGUGGAGAAAGUAGUUGAGAGAAGGCAAAGGAGAAUGAUAAAAAACAGAGAAUCUGCUGCAAGGUCUCGCGCUCGUAAACAGGCCUAUACCUUAGAACUAGAGGCAGAAGUUGCAAAACUUAAAGAAAUGAACGAAGAAUUACAGAAAAAACAGGAGGAAAUUGUGGAAAUGCAGAAAGAUCAGAUGUUGGAGACAAUGAAGCGGCAAUGGGGAGGUAAAAGGCAAUGCUUACGACGAACAUUGACAGGCCCUUGGUAACUCGGAUGAAAUUGGACUGCGAAUAUAAUAAGAUGAGUGCUCGAGUUUACGAACAUUAUAGGUAGUACGGUACAGAGAUUGGAGCUUGUAUCUGAUAUCUGAAUCCAAUCUUAUACUAGAAACAGUAGGUAACUGGUCUGUAUAGGAGAGGAGUGUUGAGUUGUAAAUUAUAAAACUAAUUAAAGUUAAUUAGUCUCAUAUUGUAGAUUAAACUUCUUGCGUUUUUGGUGGACUCUUUGCUUCUCAUUUGAUGGCAGGGGGAAUCUAGUUUAAUUAAACAAGUCAUAUUUAGACUA
Messenger RNA from Malus domestica (apple), 1787 nucleotides. Its product is annotated as ABSCISIC ACID-INSENSITIVE 5-like protein 5. The record is from RefSeq and is a predicted model, not a curated record. Gene Ontology annotation, molecular function: DNA-binding transcription factor activity. Gene Ontology annotation, cellular component: nucleus. NCBI's taxonomy places the organism in Eukaryota, Viridiplantae, Streptophyta, Magnoliopsida, Rosales, Rosaceae. Gene Ontology annotation, biological process: positive regulation of DNA-templated transcription.